GGACAUAGGAGAAGAAAAAGUUGGAACAGUCCAGCACAGUUGUUACGUGUAAAUUAUUGGAUUACAUGCAGUUCGCCUCCAUUGGCCAUCCAUUUUGGAAGAUAAUUCCACUGUUUGAAUGCUGAGGAGUAACUGUUUCUGAGAGGAGGAUGUCUGUGUCGGGGAAGAAGGAAUUUGACGUGAAGCAGAUCCUCAGGCUCCGCUGGCGCUGGUUCAGCCAUUCAUCCCAAGGUUCGGCUGGCGGUGGAGGAGGCAGCGGCGGCGGGGUGGGAGGUUACAUUCAGCAGGAUGGCCUGGACCACAGAGGGACGCCCGUCCAGGGCCGGCUGAAGAGUCACUCACGGGAGAGAGGCGUUGGAGGACUACGGAAGAAUAACAGCCCGGUCCACAGCAUCUUGGCACAGACGACAGGGCCCACACCUGUCUACGUCAGAGCGGGUCAACAAUCAUGGCAUCAGCAGAACACCAUCCAGGGUCUCCAGGUCAACGAGGAAUCUUCAAAGAGCAGCUCCUCGCCGAGCACCACGAGGAAAGAGGACGCCAUCACCGGCCAGGAAGAUGUGAAGAACAGCACAGAGGAACCUGCAGAGGUGGAGGCCAGAGAGAGGUUGGCUCUGAGCACCUUCUCCAGAAUGAACAACAACUCCUCCGAUGAGUUUUUCCAGGCCACAAAUCAUGCGGAACAGACUUUCCGUAAGAUGGAGACCUACCUCCAGCACAAGCAGCUGUGCGACGUCCUAUUGAUAGCAGGGGAUCAUAAGAUACCUGCUCACAGACUGGUCCUAAGUGCCGUGUCGGACUACUUUGCUGCUAUGUUCACCAGCGACGUGAGAGAGGCAAAGCAGGAGGAGAUCAAGAUGGAGGGAGUCGACCCGGAGGCCCUCAGAUCCCUGGUUCAUUUCGCCUACACCGGCGUCCUUGAGCUGAAAGAGGAGACCAUUGAGAGUUUAUUGGCGGCAGCUUGCCUCCUCCAGCUCUCACAAGUCAUCCAGGUUUGCUGUAACUUCUUGAUGAAACAGCUGCAUCCCUCCAACUGCCUGGGAAUACGCUCCUUUGCAGACGCCCAGGGCUGUGUGGACCUACUCAACGUGGCUCACAACUACACCAUGGAACACUUCCUGGAGGUCAUUCAGAACCAGGAGUUCCUGCUGCUCCCCACGGCUGAGAUUGUCAAGCUGCUCUCCAGUGAUGACAUCAACGUCCCCGACGAGGAGACCAUCUUCCAGGCUUUGAUGAUGUGGGUGCGACACGACGUCCAGCAUCGACAGCAGGACCUCGGGGUGCUCCUCGCCUUCAUCCGCCUGCCUCUUCUUCCUCCACAGCUCCUUGCAGAUCUGGAAAACAACAAGAUGUUCUCCGAUGAUCUGGAAUGCCAAAAGCUGCUGAUGGAGGCCAUGAAGUACCAUCUCCUGCCUGAGAGACGUCCCAUGUUUCAGAGCCCAAGAACCAAACCCAGAAAGUCCACUGUGGGCGCACUUUAUGCUGUAGGAGGGAUGGAUGCUACCAAAGGCUCCACCACCAUAGAGAAGUACGACCUGCGGACUAACACUUGGGUCCAGGUUGGAGUCAUGAACGGACGCCGGCUGCAGUUUGGUGUCGCAGUGAUAGACAACAAGCUGUAUGUGGUCGGAGGGAGAGAUGGACUCAAGACGUCCAACAUGGUGGAGUGCUACAAUCCGAUCAAUAAAGUGUGGUCCACCAUGCCCCCCAUGUCAACACACAGACAUGGACUUGGUAUUGCUGUGCUGGAGGGCCCCAUGUAUGCUGUGGGAGGCCACGACGGAUGGAGCUACCUCAACACAGUGGAACGCUGGGACCCGCAGGCCAGACAGUGGAACUACGUGGCCAGUAUGUCGACACCACGGAGCACCAUGGGAGUCACGGCACUCAAUGGAAAAUUGUUUGCAGUAGGUGGUCGAGACGGCAGCUCGUGCCUGAGGUCGAUGGAGUGCUUCGAUCCGCACACCAACAAGUGGAGCAUGUGUGCUCCCAUGGCCAAGAGGCGAGGAGGAGUGGGCGUGGCGACGUACAACAACUUCCUGUAUGCUGUAGGCGGACACGACGCCCCCGCCUCCAACCACUGUUCUAGACUCUCCGAUUGUGUUGAAAGGUAUGACCCAAAGACGGACACGUGGACCACUGUGUCCUCCCUCAGUGUUCCCCGGGACGCCGUGGGUGUUUGUCUGCUGGGCGACAGGCUUUAUGCUGUGGGUGGAUACGAUGGCCAGUCAUAUCUGAACACGGUCGAGUCCUACGACGCACAGAACAAUGAGUGGACUGAGGAGGUCCCUCUCAACAUUGGCAGGGCAGGCGCCUGCGUGGUGGUGGUGAAAUUGCCUUGAGCGCUUUGUCUCACGACAGCAUGGGAAACAAAUGAGAGCGCGGCGAAGAAGAGUGGACAAACAAAACAACGGAUCAAGGACACAUCCUUCGAGAGUCGUGUGUUUUUUUUUUUUCUCCUUUAACUCUGCUUUCCACAUUUUUCAGAUGGGAGACACAGGCAGAGCCUUGCCCAUAAACCGUUGUUUCUAUCAUUAGUGGACAUGCCUGCCCACUGGGGAGGACUUAUUCAGAAACUGGAAUGCACUGCACAUUCUCCACAUUCUCAACCGAUCAAGAAUUUUCAUAGACUUGGCUAAAGCUGUAGCAAGUGCCAAGCCUUUGUUGUACUGCUUUGUUAUACUAGUUUUAUGAAAUGUUCUGUGUAUGUCCGUAAAUGUCAAAGUUACAUUUGAAGUAAAUAAGCCUGCAGGUUAGUAUACAUCUAUACAGAGACUUUUCUUAUCAGUGCCAUCACAUACAGUACAGUAUAUUUUGGGGUUUGUAUUCCACUUUAUAGCCACUGAAAGUUGCUAUGAUACAUACUGUAAAUGUAACCUGUGUCUUUCCUUAGUGGGUGGUCUGAACAGAUUUGUACUCUAUAGGGAAGAAGACCACUGUGAACAGGAGUUUGUCCAGGUUGGUUUAAAAGAACGGGAAUGAAAUCAAACUUUUUUGCUGAAUAAUAUAUUUCUUUUUUUAUUGAGCCUGUAGCUACAGAACACCAAAGUCAUUUGCUUGUCUUGGAAGUCUUGUUACGCAUUAAAUAAAAAAAAGUUUACAAAAUUGUGAACUGCAGAAAAAUAUAUCAUAUUGAUAUUUCACAUUGCUGUACAGAUUUAUUUGUGAACUUUCUGAAACUACAUUGGUGUUGAUAGGAUCAUGCCUUCACUCUGGUGACUACAGUUAUUAUUCUUUAUUUCUGGGCAUGCUGGCUGAGCGAAUGUUUUAUUUGAUUUACGCAAUAUUAUAUAUCAACAUCACUGUUCUGAAUUUUUAAGGAUAUGAUGCCUUUUUUGGGGUGGUGUAUAUGAUCUUAUCAUUUGCAUCACAACCAUUGGAAUAACACAGAAGAAACAGCAAACUAUGGCUAACCAGGUGCAUCCAAACCAGCUAUCUGAGUCUGAUGUGACUCUGAAAACGAUUUGUAACUGCAAUUAUAACAUGUUUUUGGGGCCAAAUGUUAGUUUUUAUCAUAAUUUUGUACAGCAUGCAAACCUAUAAAUAAAAUGACUUCAGUCUUCUCUGCACGUUCAAA
This is a messenger RNA of Sebastes umbrosus (honeycomb rockfish), 3577 nucleotides long. It is a transcript of the gene klhl4, whose product is annotated as kelch-like family member 4. The record is from RefSeq and is a predicted model, not a curated record. NCBI's taxonomy places the organism in Eukaryota, Metazoa, Chordata, Actinopteri, Perciformes, Sebastidae. The transcript is spliced from 12 exons. The coding region runs from base 150 to 2342 and encodes 730 amino acids. Gene Ontology annotation, molecular function: protein binding.